AUGACAGUUUCUCAAAAUCCUGGCCCUCAAAGCGGGCGAACCGACGCCAUCUCGCUUGAUAUAUUCAAAGCUGGUAGAAAACUUACGGUCAUUAACUGUUACAAUCCGCCAAAACACGAACUUGCCAUUAACCUCGGCAAUAAGAAUAUUCUCACUAAAACUCUAUUAGCUGGGGACCUAAAUGCCAAGUCUCCUGCAUGGGGCUAUGACGCAACCGACUCCUCGGGCCAAAAAGUCCAAGAAAUUCUCAACACUACGAACCUGUUCUGCAUGCAGAAUAAACACAGCCCGCCAACCCUCCUACACACUGGCAACGGGUCUCUCUCGAGACCCGAUUUAACUCUGAUCUCCGCCGAUCAAGAGGGGAAAACCACAAUUAAAGUGCUUGAGGAUGUUGGAAGCGAUCAUAGGUCCAUAGAAAUUACUAUUGCCCUCGCAGAGGCCAGGGGUGUAGCCACUAAACGGCCCAAGAAAUGGAGCUACACUAAGGCUGACUGGCCAGCGUACGGGGCGGCUGUCGAUCCGCCCUGUCGAGUAUCGUGA
Molecule: messenger RNA, 543 nt
Organism: Biomphalaria glabrata
Lineage: Eukaryota; Metazoa; Mollusca; Gastropoda; Planorbidae
Exons: 1
Coding region: 1-543 (180 amino acids)
Molecular function (GO): catalytic activity
Source: RefSeq, a predicted model, not a curated record